AUGGUCGGAUCAUCCCUCCUCCUACCUCUCCUCGCCGUCCUGGCCUCCAUGGCCGGCGCGGUACCAGUAAAUGAGCGCCGCUCCGUCCGCCCGACGUGCGGAAAGCCGGGCACGGUGGUGUCCACCACCCAAGUCACGAUACCCACCUCUCAAGCGGCGACAGCAGCUCCCACGAGUCCGCCCGCGGUGUCUCUUCCUUCACCCAUCACCGUAUCCUCCUCCUUUGUCACUUCUCGUCUCGCCUCGUCGACUUCGGCGGGGGUACCUGGCGUUUCCUCGUCGUCGGUGAGAACGUCGGCGGCGGCCUCCUCAGCUUCUGCUGCGCCGUCUUCUCUAUCAACUGUGCGAGUGUCCAGCACGGGCACCGCCUCUCCGCCUGCCACCGGCACAGGAACCCCGGCAUCGGGAUACAGGAAUGUCUUGUACUUCACAAAUUGGGGCGUCUAUGGGGCGAACUACCAACCAGCAGACAUUCCAGCAGACAAGGUGACGCACUUACUCUACUCCUUUGCGGAUAUCCAAACAGACGGCACGGUAGUCUCGUCAGACCCCUAUUCAGACACGCAACGCCAGUACUCUGGCGACGACAACCAAGCAGGUAACGCCUAUGGCUGCGUCAAGCAGCUCUACGCCCUCAAGAAGCAGAACCGCCAGCUCAAGCUCGUCCUCUCCAUCGGCGGCUGGACCUGGUCCAGCAAGUUCCCCGCCGUGGCCGCCUCGGACACGGCUCGUAAGCAGUUUGCUUCCUCUGCGAUCAAGCUCAUGAUUGACUGGGGAUUCGACGGUCUCGAUAUUGACUGGGAAUACCCAGCCAGCGACACGGAAGCCACAAACUUCGUCGCCCUCCUCAAGGAAGUACGCUCCCAGCUCGACGCCUACGCCGCGGCCAACGCACCGGGCUAUCACUUCGCCCUCACAAUUGCCUGCCCCGCGGGUCCCUCGCACUACAAACAGAUGAACCUCCGCGGCAUGGACCCCUACGUCGACGCCUGGCACCUCAUGGCCUACGACUACGCCGGCUCCUGGGACACCACGACGGGCCACCAGGCCAACCUCUACCAGAAUCCGUCCAACCCGACGGCGACAAAGUUCGACACCCAGACCGCGCUGGCGUACUACCUCUCCCAGGGCAUCGCCUCCAACAAGGUCGUCCUCGGCCUGCCGCUGUACGGCCGCUCCUUUGAGAACACGGCCAACGGCGUCGGCCUGCCGUACUCGGGCGUCGGGACGGGCUCCAUCGAGCCGGGCGUGUGGCACUACAAGGUCCUUCCCAAGGCCGGCGCCGUCGAGGUGUACGACUCGACGGCGGGUGCACUGUACAGCUACGAUAGUUCCACAAAGGAGCUCAUCAGCUACGACAACCCGGCGAGCGCGGGCGUCAAGGCCCAGUAUCUACUCGACAAUAAGCUCGGCGGCGCCGUCUUCUGGGAAGCCGCUGGUGACCGCAAGGGCGAGGGCAGCCUGGUGGGUGUGUUGGCGAGCAAGAUGGGCAAGCUUGAUUCGAACCAGAACUUGUUGAGCUACCCCAACAGUCAGUAUGCCAACAUUAAGAGCAACCUAGCGUAA
Colletotrichum paranaense is the source of this 1566-nucleotide messenger RNA. RefSeq names its product chitinase 1. Gene Ontology annotation, molecular function: chitinase activity; chitin binding. Lineage: Eukaryota; Fungi; Ascomycota; Sordariomycetes; Glomerellales; Glomerellaceae. The record is from RefSeq and is a predicted model, not a curated record. The coding region runs from base 1 to 1566 and encodes 521 amino acids. Gene Ontology annotation, cellular component: extracellular region. Gene Ontology annotation, biological process: carbohydrate metabolic process; chitin catabolic process. The transcript has 4 exons.